AUGGAUCUCUAUUUUAGCAAAUAUUUAAGAAAAAAUCAAGAAUAUAUAGAACAAGACCAUGAAUUGAAUGAAGGGACCUGGGAGGACCAUUGUAUCUCCAUACCAUUCAACAUCAGUAGUAGAGGCAUUCCCAAAUUAAAAUUAAUAAUGUCUGAAAAGGCUAGCCGUAGCUCAAAAAGACGAAGAAAUGAAGUUUCUAGUGAUGAUAGUAAAGAAAAUCAUAUAGUAGAAAAAAAGAGAAAAAAGCAAGGAAAGCGUCCUGACGUGAUAUUUGUAUCUAGAAAGUCAAUCAAGCCUGAUGUAAAAUUUGAAUUUUUAGUUGGUGAGGUAUGUUCACAGCCAUGGAAUGAAAAGGAGGAUAAAAUGAAUGGUGAUACUAGAAAACUUUUUAGAUUAAUGAAAGAUUGUUACGAUAGUAUUGCAUUGUAUUUUUAUGAAAAAUUUGGUACAAAUUAUUCUAGUUGUUGGAAUUUAAAAAACUUGGAAAUAUAUGGUAUCAUUGUAUCAGCCAGGAUUUGGUGUAUAUAG
Molecule: messenger RNA, 528 nt
Organism: Entrophospora sp. SA101
Lineage: Eukaryota; Fungi; Glomeromycota; Glomeromycetes; Entrophosporales; Entrophosporaceae
Source: the annotation of a GenBank genome assembly